Linderina pennispora is the source of this 517-nucleotide messenger RNA. RefSeq lists its product as uncharacterized. The record is from RefSeq and is a predicted model, not a curated record. Gene Ontology annotation, cellular component: membrane. The coding region runs from base 7 to 303 and encodes 98 amino acids. Lineage: Eukaryota; Fungi; Kickxellomycota; Kickxellomycetes; Kickxellales; Kickxellaceae. The transcript has a single exon.
GCCUGGAUGCUGAUCACCUUUGUGCUCUUUAUCGGCACCGUGCGCUACCGCCCGACCACAACGAUCUUCAUGGGUCUGCUGUUUGUGUCGUUCGUCAUCCUGGCUGGCGGCACCUGGGUUGGCCGCAAGAACGCCAUCAAGGCCGGCGGCUGGUUCUCGUUCUUUGCCUCGCUGGUGGCCCUGUACAACUCGUUCGCUGUUGUCCACAACGCCGGUUACUCGCCCAUCGGAAACUUUGGCAAGGUUGGCGCCAAGUUCCACCGCAAGAGCCACCAGCCCGAGGACGCCGCUGCCGUUGUCUAAGCGCAAGCGCAAGCACCGCUCCUGCCGCCUUGCAGAAAGCCCAAGGCAAUACCUCCUGACUGCGUUCUUCCCGACUCUUUUCCCCCAUGGCUGCUUGUCGGACCUUGCCACUAAUACUCCCCUCUAUUCAUGCUGGCAAGGCGCGAGCAGCUGCGUUCCACCCCGUCUUCCUCGGGCCGAAGCGUAUGCCUCGCUCGCAUUAGCCAAUCCUUUU